AUUUCUUCAAUACACUUGCUUGGCACCCACAUAAACUUCUUUUUCUCUUCUCUUUAGCUACCAUUCUAAUGGCUUCUAGGUCUGUCUUCAUCGUUCUCGCGGUUCUUUUUCCGACGGUCGCCUUUGCCACGGACUUUAUCGUGGGAGAUGAAGGAGGGUGGACCAUAAAUUUCGAUUAUCAAACCUGGGCAAUGGGCAAAAAUUUUAUGGUUGGAGACAAACUAAUUUUCCAAUAUCCAAAGGGAGUUCAUAAUGUCUUCAAGGUCAAUGGAACUGGCUUUCAGUACUGCACAAAGCCACCAUUGAAGGAAGCUCUAACCACCGGAAACGACACGAUUGUGCUCUCAACGCCGGGGCAGAAAUGGUACAUCUGUGGUGUUGCUCAACACUGUGCUCUUGCGGGUCAAAAACUGGCCAUCACUGUGAACUCUAUGGCACCAGCUCCAAGUGUUUAUCCUUCUAUGACCUAGCUAUGGCCCUUCUCAAGCCAUGCCUUACUCGAGUUUGGCCAAUGGAAUCAUUGUCAAUGUGUUUCACUCUUUCGUGGUGGUGGUGGUUGCAGUUCUGCUGUCUUCUGGGGUUUAGUUUUGAGGUUUUCACACAAGCAUAAAUAAUGUUUGCAUUGAGUUGGUUGCUUAAUUUGGGCAACUACCAGCUCAUUCAUAGUGGUUGCUUUCCUAUAUUAUGUUAGUUUUUGUCAUAAGCAUCACAGGUUUGAGUUAGAAAUGUACUCUCUUAUUCCGUGGGGGCACUCUGAGGAUUCAAAUGACUAGACAGAUU
This is a messenger RNA of Ilex paraguariensis (yerba mate), 780 nucleotides long. The record is from the annotation of a GenBank genome assembly. NCBI's taxonomy places the organism in Eukaryota, Viridiplantae, Streptophyta, Magnoliopsida, Aquifoliales, Aquifoliaceae.